AUGGUGAUAAUCGAAGAGCUAGAGGAGAUGGAGUACAUUACAAACAAUGAAGAUCUGGAGGUAUUGGAGUUCAUUACGAACAAUGAAGAUCUGGAGGAGAUUGAAUUCAUUACGAACAACGAGGAUCUAAAGGAGAUGGAGUUCAGCAUGAACAAUGAAGAGGUGGAGGAUAUGGAUUUUAAUAUGAACAAUGAAGGGAUGGAGGAGAUGGAGUUCAGUAUGAACAAUGAAGAGAUGGAGGAGAUGGAUUCGAACUCUUGUUUUCCAGGAACAGUCGCGGAUUCUGUCUUACAAACAAAUCUUGAACAAACAACAACACUUGCCACAGAAUCAAGUAUUUCCACCAGAAACAAGAAAGAGCUGACAGAUGAACAACGGUUAUCUAUUUUUCAUUUCUUAUUGAAGGAUAGAAACAAGGGAAGACUUCGAAAGGGCUCGGUUCCAAGGGAAGCACAACUAUUUUCAGUAUCAGAAUCCACAGUAAAGCGUACAUGGAGACGAGGAAAAGAGUAUGAAGCAAAGAAUAUACCUGUUGACAUGUCUUCAAGAAAACCAACCAGAGUUGGUCGUAAAGCUAAGAAGGUUGAUUUGAUCAAGAUUAUGGAAAUACCGUUGCGACAACGCACAAAAUUAAGGUCCCUUGCUGAAGCUCUAGACAUGCCCCUGUCAACUGUACAUAGACAGGUCAAGAAAGGAGCGAUUAGAAAACAUAUGAAUGCAAUAAAACCAGCCUUCACAGUUGACAUUAAGAAAAAACGGUUGGAGUUUUGUUUGGAAAUGCUAGAGACAAUCCAAAACAAGUAUACUUUGAUGGUCAAGGACAUGCAUAAUGUGAUACACAUCGACGAGAAGUGGUUUUUCAUGACUAAAACCAUGGAAAAUUACUACCUUCAUCCGGAAGAAACCGAACCCCAUCGUACAUGUCAAAGCAAGAGAUACAUUAAAAAGGUAAUGUUCUUGGCAACAGUAAGUCGUCCAAGAUUUGAUGAAUUCGGAAAUGAAAUCUUCGAUGGGAAACUAGGCAUAUUCCCCUUCAUUGCUAAGGAGGCAGCAAAGCGAACUAGCAAGAAUCGUCCAGCUGGAACACUUGAAGAUAAAACCCAUUAUAGUUGA
Molecule: messenger RNA, 1113 nt
Organism: Papaver somniferum (opium poppy)
Lineage: Eukaryota; Viridiplantae; Streptophyta; Magnoliopsida; Ranunculales; Papaveraceae
Exons: 1
Coding region: 1-1113 (370 amino acids)
Molecular function (GO): nucleic acid binding
Source: RefSeq, a predicted model, not a curated record